This is a messenger RNA of Aspergillus nidulans FGSC A4, 1040 nucleotides long. Its product is annotated as trifunctional aldehyde reductase/xylose reductase/glucose 1-dehydrogenase (NADP(+)). Bases 13 to 972 code for a protein of 319 amino acids. Gene Ontology annotation, molecular function: D-xylose reductase (NADPH) activity; oxidoreductase activity. NCBI's taxonomy places the organism in Eukaryota, Fungi, Ascomycota, Eurotiomycetes, Eurotiales, Aspergillaceae. The transcript has 3 exons. The record is from RefSeq and is a predicted model, not a curated record. Gene Ontology annotation, biological process: D-xylose catabolic process.
CUGCAGUUCAAGAUGUCCCCUCCCACCGUCAAACUCAACAGCGGCUACGACAUGCCCCUCGUAGGCUUCGGCCUAUGGAAGGUUAACAACGAUACCUGCGCAGACCAAGUCUACGAGGCUAUCAAGGCUGGAUACCGUCUGUUUGACGGCGCGUGCGACUACGGCAACGAAGUUGAGGCUGGGCAGGGCGUCGCCCGUGCCAUCAAAGAGGGCAUCGUGAAACGCUCGGAUCUCUUCAUCGUCUCCAAGCUCUGGAACAGCUUCCACGAUGGCGAGCGCGUCGAGCCUAUCGCGCGCAAGCAGCUGUCCGACUGGGGAAUCGACUACUUCGACCUGUACAUCGUGCACUUCCCCGUCUCGCUGAAAUACGUUGACCCCGAAGUCCGCUACCCACCCGGCUGGGAGAACGCCGAGGGGAAAGUCGAAUUGGGUAAGGCGACUAUCCAGGAGACGUGGACAGCAAUGGAGAGUCUUGUUGAUAAGGGUCUUGCGCGGAGUAUUGGAAUCAGUAACUUCAGCGCGCAGUUGCUGCUGGAUCUACUCCGAUAUGCGCGGAUCCGGCCUGCGACGCUGCAAAUCGAGCACCACCCAUACCUUACGCAGGAGCGGCUUGUGACAUUUGCGCAGCGCGAGGGAAUUGCUGUUACAGCGUACUCGUCGUUUGGGCCUUUGAGUUUCCUGGAAUUGUCGGUGAAACAGGCGGAAGGAGCACCACCGCUUUUUGAGCACCCAGUCAUCAAGGAUAUCGCAGAGAAGCACGGGAAGACUCCCGCGCAGGUGCUGUUGAGGUGGGCGACACAGAGGGGAAUCGCGGUGAUCCCGAAGAGUAACAACCCGGCAAGGCUGCUGCAAAACCUGGAUGUUGUUGGGUUCGAUCUCGAAGAUGGGGAGCUGAAGGCUAUUAGUGACUUGGAUAAGGGUCUGCGGUUCAAUGACCCUCCUAAUUAUGGUCUGCCAAUCACUAUCUUCUAAGGAUAGAAUGGGUUUCACUAUCACAUACAAUGCAAAUUUAGAAAAACACCAAUUCAUUUUCAAAAGCC